AUGCCCGUGCCGCCUGAGCCGCCGCCGCGACGGCGUCCAGCUCAGCCAGUGCCGCGCGGGAACCGUUCAUCUUCCAAUUGCGCCCGCCACCAGUUUGCGCCGUGCCAUUUCAGGGCCCCUAUAAGUCGACUGUUAUACGCGUUCAACAUCGAUAGCGGAUCGCGCGCGCGGCACAAGCGAUGCGGGCGCGCGUCCCCAAAAGCACGUGCCUUCUUCCGCCGGAUCAUCAAUUCCAAGGCCGGCGUCAUCGACCUUCAUCGUGCUGGGCGUCAUCGCGAUCGCCCUUUGCCGCCGGUGACGUGUCCAAUAUCGCGGGAUGGCCGGCGGCCUGACCGGCUCGGACCGUGGGGAAAGUCGGCAGCGCGAAGAACGAGGUCGCCGCCUAUCGCCCGGGAACAGCCGACCUCGACAUGGCGCAGUUCAUCGCCGCCGGCGGGUUCAGGGCGUGUUGCAGCGCGAAGUGACCGGCCUGUCGCUCGAACAGUUUGGCAAGGACCGUGGUAUGGUCGUCUCCCCGCCGACUGGUCGAUGGUCAGAUCGCCUCGAUCCUGGCGUUCCGCGGCCCCAAUGGCCAGUUUCGACCCGGCGCUCUAUCAACAGCUUCUGGCGCAACGGAAGAUGACCGACGCGCAGGUCCGCACGGACCUGCAGCGCACGCUGUUCACACAGCAGCUGACCGUGCGACCAUCGGUGCCACGCAGAUGGCGAGCCAGAUGGCGCUGCCUUUACGCCUCGCUGCUGCUCGAAAGCGGCAGGCGAGGUCGGCUACAUCCCGACCCGUCUGGUCAAUGCCGGCAGCGCACCGAGCGAUGCGGAUAUCCAGACCUUCUACAGCCGCAACGUCCAGCGCUAUACCCUGCCCGAGCGUCGCGUCGUGCGUUAUGCGCUGGUCACGCCGUCGGCGAUCGCGGCUCAGUCCGCGCCGACCGACGCCGAGAUCGCUCGCUAUUAUCAGACCAACGCCGCGUUACGCCGCGACCCAGAAGCGCGACGUGA
Acanthosepion pharaonis is the source of this 996-nucleotide messenger RNA. NCBI's taxonomy places the organism in Eukaryota, Metazoa, Mollusca, Cephalopoda, Sepiida, Sepiidae. The record is from the annotation of a GenBank genome assembly.